AGUGACGCACCUCAGUUGGUAAUUGCCAACUAAACCUACCUCACUAACCCCAACGAAAAAAAAAAAUACUCUAUGCAGACCAAAUCCGCUAAGACACACACAAGACUACAGUUUGGUGCCCAAACGAAGACUGCGAUCAGUUGGCUUGUAACACUCAGCGUUAAGAGAGCAUUGCGGACGGAACUAAAGAAAACAAAGGCGAAAAACUUCGUUACGCACAAACAAUUGGAAUAGCCUGGAGCAACAGCGGCCAUUCGGACAACAUUAAUCGGACAUUGGAAUUGUUUUGAUUCAUAUCCAUUGAUCGCUUGCUACGCCCAUCAAUCAACCAGUCAAUCACUCCACACUAAUCUACAGAGCGGCGUCAUAACAGUGGAAUACAUCAGCAUGCUGCAACGGCUUACGGUCACCAUCACACUGCUGAUUUGCUUAGCGGUUUUCGUUGUUAAUGCCAAGGUCAUUGCAAAGCCCAGUGAUGGUUUGCCGCUAACCACCGCUCACAGCAGUGGCGCCAACACACCGAGACAACUUAUUCUGGGAUCUGGCAAGGAAACCACAGCGCCUGACUUCAUACGAUUGGUGGUGAUGCGUCUGAUCUAUGGCCUGGCAACGACAAUGGGCGUGGAAGAACGUCUGGAGGGGUUAUUCAAUGGCGCCUUUGUGCCACCAAAUGCUGAUGGAGAUUUCUUCGGUUUUGGAGGUUUGGGUGGAGGUGGUGGCGAAGACGGUGGUCUGGGAGGUCUAUUGAACCUGGUCGAUUUGGAAGGUAUCGUGGAAGGCGACAACUUAUUCGAUGACGGUGGCUUGUAACGCACCUCAUCGCCCUGGAUUGCGACGACGAUGUCGAAAUGUAGAUCUAAUUUAUUAUUAAUUUAUCCGUAAUGUUAAGUAACUUAUUUAUUUAUCUCUUUAAUAUUAUUUAUUUAUAACUUUAGUUGUGAUGUAAUAAAGUGAAUUCCGUUUAUUUAGAGAAAGAGAAAAACAA
This is a messenger RNA of Musca domestica (house fly), 985 nucleotides long. RefSeq lists its product as uncharacterized. The coding region runs from base 388 to 810 and encodes 140 amino acids. Lineage: Eukaryota; Metazoa; Arthropoda; Insecta; Diptera; Muscidae. The transcript has a single exon. The record is from RefSeq and is a predicted model, not a curated record.